UCCUGCAGCGAUAAGUACUGCUGCAGCUCGGACAAAAUUAGUCAAACUUAGCUUCCGACGAGUCCCUGGAACUAGUUGAUAUCUGCUGCGCGGAUAGAUACGCCAACUCUUUACGUAUGUUUAUCCACGAUAAGCCAGAUUCAGCCACUUGCCAUGGGUGAGUUACGCAGAUUGGAAAGGCUUCAAUGAAGUCAACCGCUGCCCCGCAUUACGGUCCAUCAUCUUUUGCUGCUCAUCCCUCCGCAGCUCCGCUCCUCUCAUGCUCGUUACAGCGUCCUGGCAUCUCGUGCGUCCCUGCGUAAUAGCAAGUGAGCAUGAUGCCUGACCAGUCUUCUUCAAAACGGUACCGUUGCACUUUCGAGGGCUGUGGCAAGUCAUUUUCACGGCCGGAGCAUGCUCAAAGGCAUGCCCUGAAUCACAGCGAAGGAGAAAACACGUGCUUGAGGUGCCGCGCCCAUUUCAAAAGGCGCGAUUUACUUGAUCGCCACAUGGUGCGCCAUCAAGAGAAAGACGCCGCAGCUGGUGGAGAGGGAUUGGGACAUUUAGCUACCCGAAAACGGUUGUGGAGGGAUGAAAAUGGAAAUGUUAUGGCCAAGAGGCGUCCUGAGCACGAGAAGCCGGCUCGACCCGCCCAGAAGAGACGAAAAGUGUCGCUCAGAUCGCUGAUUAGCAGCGAUUCCAAAAGUUCGGAUGAGCCGAUGCGUGAGCUACCGGAUACUGUUGACUAUGCGACCGAGCUGAACGAGGCGCCAUUGUCUCCGCCUAGAUCAAAUUCAGGUUCCAUUUCUGGACUGAACAAUGAUAUCCUUUUAGAUAUGCCCUCGUCAAGUCUAGAUCGGUGGUCAGUGUCUGAGGACAUAUCUGCUUUGCAUAGUCUUGACAAUGAAGACUUUUUGCGAAAUGGAUCGUGGGGAAUACAGCCUUUGGAAAAGCCGGGCCACGACAUACUGUUUGAUGAUAUCUUUGCGCCAGAUACGGCAAGCUCAUUCAAUAUGCCCUUCACGACAAUGAGCUACUACAACUGGCUUUUUGAUUCGAAGAUGUGGACCCAUCAGUCCCCCGGCCAGUCAGAAACUGCUCAAUACUUACCCACAGAAGGCCAGACUCUCAGUAACGAGAUGUCUCGUUCAAUAUCAUCCAUACACGCAGCGUCUGAGAAUUAUCCUGGUCUAGAAAAUCGUAGCAAAGCUGCGCAUGACAGGUUUUCGGAAACACCCAUUUCAUAUUCUGCGCUCGAAACUCUUGCUCCCGGCAAUAUAAUUGACCAACAACCGCUUUUUCCUCAAGGCUCCCUGAAUGGUGCUGAAAAUAAUUCGUCGCCCAGCCGCUGCAAGGACAAUUCCCCUUUAUCCAUUGGAACACCGCGUCUGGCUCCUGGCAGUGGCCUCUUCUCAAGUCAAUGCGUGAUUUCGAAUUCUUCUUCCAAUUCACGUAUCCAAGUGGAAUGCUCUGAGUCCAGAGAUAAUGGGGCUUCAACACUUGACAUUCCUGGAAAAAGCAGCUUGAAUAAUUCACGUUUGUCGGUGGCACGGGAUAGUGGGAAGCGCCUACCCCACCGGACCUCCGAAAGUGGAACACAGUAUGAGUGGCCGUCGGAAGAGGAAAUAAGGCCACGAGAGCACCUUUCUGCAAAAGCAAAUAGACUUCCUGUGAUCGACGAAACGGCCCGUCAGGGAAUUUUGCUGCUAAUUGACCACGCACGACCACAAACUCCAGACGGGGCUGAUAUAUCAAUUGAACACCCUCUACUCUCCCUCGGCGCACUUCAAACAUACAGUGAUCUAUAUUUCACUUGCUUCAACCUCUCAUAUCCUUUAUUACAUCAAGCAACAUUCCAGCCUUCACUCGUAAAUCCCCUUCUUCUGACCGCUGUGCUAUUACUUGGCGCGACGUAUAGUGAUAAGGAGGCGCAUCUCCUAGCAGUCUGUAUACAUGAUAUAAUGCGAGUAGAAAUCAUGUCCAACCAAGCUUUUAGUGCUCGGCCGUCUCUUUGGAUACUGCAGACUAUACUGCUAGUGGAAUGUUUUGGGAAGUCUCGUGCCGGUCAGGUGCAACAUGACAUGUCUCACCUCUUCCACGGCAUGCUUAUCAAUUUGAUCCGUAGAAGCGAUUGCCAAUCCGCUCGAUCUCCGGUGUUUACAGAGAGCUCUCUUGACCUGAAUGAUUACUGGAAGUCUGCAGUCGACGCAGAGCAACGUCGAAGGCUUGCUCUAUUCUGCUUCAUGUGGGAUACUCAACAUGCAGUUCUCUUCAGCCAGAGCUUGUGCAUGAAUGCAUCGGAAUUGAAGCUGGCCCUCCCAUGGGACUCUGCUAUGUGGGAAGCAGAGUCUGCUGAGAUGUGGUUUGCUCUCAGCCAAAAAGGGUCGCCCCCUCAAUUUCUCUCGGUAUUCAAGUCUUAUGUCAACCCGGGCACCGAACUUCCAAACACCCAUCUCAACGCUUUAUCAAGAAUUCUGAUCUUACAUGGGCUUAUGUCGGUGGCGUGGGACCUAAAUAGAAGAGAGCAGACUUCGCUUGGACUUGCGAUCACGGAUGGUGAAGACACUUGGCGAUCACGUAUUAUGCGUUCGUAUGAGGCUUGGAAGGGCGACUUCGAUGCAUAUUGCAAAGUAGCAAUGCGAUCUUUAUCGUUCGAUUCCGAAGCUAGGGCUCGGUUUCAGCGCUUGCGCGUCUCCUCUCUUGCGAUUUAUCAUGCUGCCCACAUUUCUCUUCAGGUCGAAAUCAUUGACCUGCAAAUACUAGCCGGUGCCAAACAUAUCAUUGGUCGUCCCGUUACUGAAUCCGACUAUGCAAGGUCUCGGCAGCGGAUCGAUAAUUGGGUAGAGACUAAUGUCGCGUCAGCUGUCAAAGCCGCUUCCCAUGCAGCGCAUCUUCUCCGAGACGGUAUCCGGAAGCUGAAAAAUUGGGAUGUGGAUAAUGUUUUCCAUUAUCCUUGGUGCCUCUACAUUGCAACACUUACUUGUUGGGCUUUCCAUACCGCUGGCUCUGGCAGCAAUGCCAAUGAAAUUCAGAGAUUCAGAACUAUGAGGCCUGAAAAACGCCGCGAAGCCGCAGAGAGUCAAAAUGACAGUAGUUUAGAGGAGGAUUACGAGGAGUGCGUGGAUUGGGAUGCGCGAGCUGAGAUGAACAUGGUGAUUAGCGCGAUGACACGGUCGAAUAUGGAAGAAAUGCGUCUAAGCCGUGGGAGCUAUGGCACGGCUGGACUUACAAAAAUCAUGACGAAACAUCUAAGCACAAUUCGGUGGGCCUUGGUCAGGGAGGGCAUGAUUGUUCUCCAAAGCUUAGAACAAAAUUCACGACCGUUGAAUGUGCUCGACCAAGCUUAUAGGUCGAAAAGGAAUGGUCUAAUUGCAAGGCUUCCAGAAAUGCGGUAACUCAUUGAACAUGUCUCUAAAAUACCCAGUAGAAAAAUAGAAUACCUUUCUCUAUACUGUCAGC
This is a messenger RNA of Xylona heveae TC161, 3438 nucleotides long. RefSeq lists its product as hypothetical. The transcript is spliced from 6 exons. Gene Ontology annotation, cellular component: chromatin. Gene Ontology annotation, biological process: DNA-templated transcription; regulation of transcription by RNA polymerase II. The coding region runs from base 315 to 3374 and encodes 1019 amino acids. The record is from RefSeq and is a predicted model, not a curated record. Gene Ontology annotation, molecular function: RNA polymerase II cis-regulatory region sequence-specific DNA binding; DNA-binding transcription factor activity, RNA polymerase II-specific; zinc ion binding. NCBI's taxonomy places the organism in Eukaryota, Fungi, Ascomycota, Xylonomycetes, Xylonales, Xylonaceae.